Messenger RNA from Tachysurus fulvidraco (yellow catfish), 3145 nucleotides. It is a transcript of the gene aida, whose product is annotated as axin interactor, dorsalization associated. Gene Ontology annotation, molecular function: phosphatidylinositol binding. Gene Ontology annotation, biological process: determination of ventral identity. The transcript has 11 exons. NCBI's taxonomy places the organism in Eukaryota, Metazoa, Chordata, Actinopteri, Siluriformes, Bagridae. Gene Ontology annotation, cellular component: membrane. The record is from RefSeq and is a predicted model, not a curated record. Bases 361 to 1269 code for a protein of 302 amino acids.
AACAUUUUUAAACGUCGAUGUGGACUUUUAUUUUGAAAUGGUAAGCCAUUUCAAGCCAAACGAUGGUUUUGAAAACGAUUCUUUUUAAUCAACACGGUCAUUCACGCCUUAAGGGUUACGUCUAAACAAACCAGGGUGAAAAUAAAUAAUAUAGGAUUCUGACUUCAGAGAACUUUUGAUCUGUGAGUGCAGGACUCGGUUAAGUUCGGUUGCACGCGCACAAGGGCUUGGUCCGGGUGUAGCGCGAGCACCGGCUUGUGUUCACGUGCACGCGGACAGAUAUUUAACACCAAGGCAUGCUGAGAAAUAGCAUCUGACCCGCGAUGGUAAAUAAGAAACGGGCUCCUGCAGUUGUAGAAGAUGUCAGAUGUCACCAAGACCGUCCAGAAAUGGCAUGCAAGUUUAAAAAAGGGCACGGACUUUGAUUCCUGGGGCCAGUUGGUGGAGGCAAUUGAUGAGUACCAAAUACUCGCACGGCAGCUGCAGAAAGAGGUUCAGUCUCCAAAUUCUCAGGAUUUCACAGAGGAACAAAAGAAAACCCUGGGGAAAAUUGCAGCAUGUCUGGAGAUGCGAAGUUCAUCCUUACAGAGCACACAGUCCCAGGAGGAAUUUACCUUACAGGACCUGAAGAAACUGGAACCCAUCAUCAAAAAUAUUCUCACUUACAACAAAGAUUUCCCCUUCGAUGUCCAACCAGUGCCUUUGAGGAAAAUCUUUGCACCAGGUGAGGAAGAGAACCUAGAUGUCGAAGAGGAGCUGGACACGGCAACGGGGACUGGAUUAAUCCAGUCCUUUCCUGCCAGAGCAGCAGCUUUAUUACCUCGGCUUCCCUCCGAGCCUGGGAUGACACUGCUGACUCUGAAAAUUGAGAAGAUCGGUUUAAAAGAUGCAGGACAAUGCAUCGAACCUUACAUGACGAUUAGUGUCCGAGAUCUGGAUGGAGUCGAAUUAAACCCUGUUCAGGACACUCCAGUCUCAACACACAAAGAAGAUACGUACAUUCAUUUCGACGUAGAUGUGGAAAUCCAGAAACAUAUUGAGAAACUACCAAAAGGGGCUGCUAUUUUCUUUGAAUUCAAACACUACAAGCCCAAGAAGAAGUUCACCAGUACCAAGUGUUUUGCCUUCAUGGAGAUGGAUGAAAUCAAACCUGGCCCCAUCGUGAUCGAGCUGUACAAGAAGCCGACAGAUUUCAAGAGGAAGAAACUUAAUCUCCUUACGAAGAAGCCACUUUAUCUUCACCUGCAUCAAACUCUACACAAAGACUGAGCAGAAUACGAGCCAGUGAAAAAUCAUCAGGAUUGUUUAAUGGAAACAAGGAGAAUGUAAUAAGUCGACGAAGACAUCGAUACUGGCUGCGAUCUGUCCAUGUGAUGGUCAAGCAUCCACAGUGUUUGUGUCCAUUGUUUAUUACCACUAUGGAACAAGUCUGGACUCUCUACUAACUCAGCACUUAAUAACACUAUCACAACUAGCAAAUGUUUAAUGUAGCUAUCUUUCUUUAGGAGUCUGUGUGUUCCUGUUUAAAGAGUUUUCACCCGCUGUCUCAUGCAGAACGGUUCUUGUUCCGUCUUGCACGCACCGUAUUACACGUUUAAAGUCAGGGGGGGUUGUGACGGCUAGACCAAAGGCUUCUUUUCGUGUCGGAUUUUGAGAUGCGUUUUAAACCGUUGUCCAGCUGUAGAAGCUGGAAGCUUCUGGUUAUUGACUGAUGAUGUAUCAUUUGUUUUCAGGAUUUUCUGAUUUGUUUCCUGUACCACUGGCUGCCACACAACCCCAAAGCAUAACAGAACCAAUCAUAUGCUUAGUUGCAGAUCCUUAACGGUUUAGAGUUUUAAAAUUUUCCGCCCUGCCUUUACAUCCGGACGCCUUGAAAGUUCAUGAAAUAUGAAGUAACUAUGCACAUUAACCAGGCUAUUCAAUUACAUUUAGGUUGUUUAUGUAACUAGGCAUGUUCACUAAUCUAACUCAUCUAACCAACUAAUCAGGUACCUUACUCACAUAUACAACACACAAAUAUAAUAUUAAGAAUAAAUGACCUUUUGGAACUGUACAGUGGUGCGGCAUCAAUGGAGUGAUAUGUGCAUACAGAAUUGGUGUACCACAUCUGGACAAGCUCAGGAAAGAGCAUUACAACUUUUUUUGCCAAUGCCACUACAACUGUGGUUUUCCCUGUUGGUGCCAGACAGCAUUCUGGGAUAAAGUUGGCUGUGUAACGAAAGAUGGUCCCACAUACUUUAUUGGUGUACUAGGCCACACGAAACUAACAAGGCCAAGGUCAUUUUAGUUUUCACUAGAGCUCACCAUGGUCCAGAUCUGCAGUACCCAAGCCAGGUUGCUUGUACCUUUGGGUUGGCUGCCUUCAGGACACCACUCUCCGCUGGUGUACUUGCAGAUUGACUCUCAUUUUCCACAUUUGGAUAACUCAAAAAUCGUUAAGUAUUUACGCACGACAUCAGUGAACAGUCCGAGUCUUGAUCCGUCACUUUAUGGGGUGUUAAGGUGAAGGAACCCGGCCAUGUGAUCUGUCCAACACUCCGACCGCAUCCAGGACAUUUCCACCUUUUCCAUGUGGGGUGUAUCCAAGUGUUUCCAAACCUCAUCUGUCCUUUGUAUUCUUGCUGUCACAAUUAAGUCAUUAAAAUUAGUCUCCACCUCAUUCUCUGCAUAUUUUCAGGCGUUAUGAUUAAACGACAAACUCAACGCUCUAGUUCACACAAUGAUGUAGCUAUUAAAGUGAAAACACUUGUUCUGUCUUUUAUGAAGGAACUUUCAAGGAAAGUGUUAAAUAAAUAAAUAAAUAAUAAAUACUUUUGGCCAUAUCGCAUAUAUUCAUAAACACAAUCUUUAUAAUAACGAUCCGUGUUUUCCAACAUUACGUAUCUCUCAUAAAUCUUUUUCGUAAAUGUUUAUAUGACCCUUCUGUAUUUCUAGGGGACGUGUACAGAAUAAUGUUUGAAUAUAAUAUUAAAACAUUUCAGAUAUUUGAGUUGUUUAAUAAAUGCCUGUAAACUUUAUCCAGUGUGCAAUAAUAGCUUUUAUAAAAAGUCUUGUUAUACACUGCAAUCUCUUUUCAUUUAAUCCUGAUCAUAUCAUGUUCUUAUCCAAAUAAACUAUUUAAAGUCUCAAAACUGCACAAUUUGAA